AUGUAUUUUCAGGAAAUCUCCACACUCAUCUACAUGUCUGCAGAUGCAGAACAAUGCACCAGAUGUUCUGAAGAUCAGCAUCCAAACAAAUUUCAAGAUCAGUGCAUCCCUAAAAAGAUCAGUUUCCUCAACUACAAAGACUAUUUGGGAAUCAUCCUGGCUUUCUUUGGCAUGUUUUUGGCCUUAACCACAGGCUGUGUUUUAGGAAUCUUCAUUAAAUUCCGAGAAACUCCCAUAGUCAAAGCCAACAACCAGGACCUCUCCUUCAUCCUCCUUACCUCCCUUCUGCUAUCCUUCUUGACCUCCUUCCUUUUCAUUGGUCAGCCAACCAAACUGACCUGCCUUCUCCGACAAACAGCCUUCAGCAUCAUCUUCUCAGCUGCCAUUUCUUCUGUCUUGGCCAAAACAACCACAGUUGUGUUGGCCUUCUUGGCCACAAAACCAGGAAGUAAAGUGCAAAGGUGGUUGGGGAAGAGCUUGGCCAACUCCAUCAUUCUUUCUUGCUCUGGUCUCCAAGUUGCCCUCUGCAGCAUUUGGCUGGGAACCUCUCCCCCAUUCCCUGAGUCUGACAUGCACUCACAAUCAGAGGAGGUCAUCCUGCAAUGCAAUGAAGGCUCUGCUGCCCUGUUUUAUAUUGCCCUUAGCUACAUGGGCUUCCUGGCUGCCAUCUGUUUAACAGUGGCUUUCCUAGCCAGGAAUCUGCCUGGGGCUUUCAAUGAAGCAAAGCUGAUCACCUUCAGCAUGCUGGUCUUCGGCAGCGUCUGGGUUUCCUUUGUGCCCACCUACCUGAGCACCAAGGGCAAAUACAUGGUGGCCGUGCAGGUCUUCUCCAUCUUGGCCUCCAGCACUGGCCUGCUGGGCUGCAUCUUCAUCCCCAAGUGCUACAUUAUCAUUGUGAGGCCUGAUCUGAACACAAAGGAGUAUCUAACAACAGCAAGAAAAGUAAAAAUGUAA
Candoia aspera is the source of this 954-nucleotide messenger RNA. RefSeq names its product vomeronasal type-2 receptor 26-like. Bases 1 to 954 code for a protein of 317 amino acids. Gene Ontology annotation, cellular component: plasma membrane. Lineage: Eukaryota; Metazoa; Chordata; Lepidosauria; Squamata; Candoiidae. The transcript has 2 exons. Gene Ontology annotation, biological process: G protein-coupled receptor signaling pathway. The record is from RefSeq and is a predicted model, not a curated record. Gene Ontology annotation, molecular function: G protein-coupled receptor activity.